UCCUUUGGUGAUUGAAAUGACUAAGCAUAAAUCUUAAAAUGUCUGCCAUGUUAGUUUGUUUACUUGCGAUCAAACCGAAGUCGUAAUUUGCCUGGAACGCUUUCAGGUCGGAACUCGGAGAUUCCAACUGGGAAAUUUCCGAGUUAUGGGUGCCUGGAACGCAGCAUAACUCAUGGUCCUCCAGUCGCUCAGUGGUUACUAGGCAACCACACGGCCUCAGUAACGCAACACAGACGUUCGCUUCUCUGUGGGUAUCUUAGCCAAAACGUUACUAAUUUUGAAUACAAGAUCCGUCGCCCUCAGCCUGACGUAACAAGGAGACAACUCAUUGAAAGCUGCUGGAAAGAGAUAUCGAUUGCCUGACACAAGAAGUGUGAGAUUAAACAUCAUGUCUGUUGCCGAAGUUGAAGAAGAGUUCACAAAGCCUGUAGAAGAAAUUGAGACAGAGACACCCCUACGGUCUGGGCAGUCUCAAGUCUACUCUGCAACAAGAGAAACUCUUUUUCAUCAGAAGAUAAAUCAAACUCGGAGCCAUGCACUGUCUCUAGACUGGGUAUUUGGGAAGAAUCCAGAUCUUCCAGUCUUCAGCCUGCAAGACCAUGAUCAGCUGGUGAUCUUUUAUGCUGGAGCUCAUGUCGGGAUCAUUUACAAUCACACCACAAACUCCCAGCACAUACUCCAGGGUCACUGUAAUACCAUCUCAUGUAUAUGUGUAAGUGAGGACAGACGCUGGAUUGCGACAGCUGAGGAUGGCCGGAAAAGCACAGUGAUUAUAUGGGACUCCUACUCAGGCAUUCCUGUGCAAACACUGUUUGAUUGUCACCCUGAGGGGUGUGUCAUUAAAAUGGCAUUUUCAAGUGACACGAAACAUUUGGUCACCCUUGGGGCAGAGGAACAUCAGCAUGUGUGCAUUUGGGAUUGGACGAAUGAAACAGACAAGCUGGUGUGCUUUACGACACUCAAUCCUAGCUAUGGUUUUCACAAUUACAUCAUUUUUAAUCCAAGUGACAGCAGUCAGCUGCUCAGCAGAAGUGAAGAUCAGGUGACAUUUUACUGCACUGAGGAAGAUGGCAGCAGAAAAGGAGGACUACAGCAUUAUGCACUGAAGUUUGAUCAGCCUUCCUCCAAUCCUUCUGCAGCUGUCGACGUGCUGGGGGACUCUGUGUUUCACUGGAGUGAGCCUCAGAUUGUGACAGCGACUACAGGCGGUACCAUCAUAGUGUGGAAUAUGAAAAAAGACUUGCCUCCAGAGAAGAAUCCCAGAGAGGAUACAUUCUGGACUAUUCCACUUCAAAAACAUCCAAUCACUGUCUUCACCGUGGCUGACAGUUGUUUCGUCAGUUGUGAUACUCAAGGUCAUGUCAGGUUUUAUGACGAAAAAUUCAAGAUUCUCACUAAGUACACUGACCUACACCUGGAUGCUAUUGCCUCAAUUUCCUUUUCCAAAGAGUGCACAGAAGGAUAUUUGAAGCACAGCACAAUAAAUGAAACACCAUUUAUCUUCAGGAACUUUGUCGUGUCUACAUUCAGCUCCAAAGUCACACACGUUAAUGCUCUAACAGGCACCUCUCAGCUCCUCCUGGACGAGGACCAUGAGCAUCUCUCUGCAGUGGCCUGUCACCCCAAUCAGCCAGCUGUGGCUGUGGGGAAUCACAGGGGGGUUUUGAAAGUGUGGGACUAUAACAGCAAAGCACUCAUCUGUAGCCGAGUCUUUGAGACUGAAAAGCAGAUACAGUGCAUCUCCUUUGACCCUCAAGGCGUUUACCUGGCGGUUGGCUUCAGCAGUGGAGCUGUUCACAUACUGGAUUCCAUAACGUUGCAAAGUGAUCCAGAGGAGUGUUUCCAUUACAGUAAAGCAGCCAUUCAACACAUCACGUUCUCCACAGACUCCAAGUAUUUUGCUACAGCGGAUGUUGGAAAGGCAGUGACAGUGUUCUUGCUACAGUCUACUGAAGGUUUACUGCACCGUUGGGCGUAUUUGGGCAGAUACCAGUCUCACCACAAACCCAUUGUAGACCUUCUUUUUGGUGUUCACCUGGACAGCACUCUACCCAGGCUGCUCUCUUUGGGAAUGGACCGACAACUGGUGGAGUAUGAUCUGGAAAAGAGUGAUGUGAAUAAGCUUCUCAUCCUAAGCUCAGAGCGCAUUGAGCAAAGUGCUGUUCCAACAUGCAUGACUUGGUAUCCUCCUCUCAGCGCGGAGCAGUUUCUCCUGGUUGCCUCAGACCAGUACAAGAUGAAGCUUUUUAACAGCACCACCAAGAUGUGCAGAAAGACUCUCCUCGGCCCAACGUAUGACUCUCCCAUUAGGAAGAUAGACACCCUCCCUGUGUCCAAAGAACAAGAGACAAACUCUUAUUACCUAGCAUUCAUCACAGAGGACAAGUUGGGUCUCCAGAUUUUGCCCCUGGACGGGAACCCCUACAAGUCCAAUGCUUUAAUCUGCCAUCCGACGGGAGCAUCUACCUUUGCCUGCUCCUACGAUGGCCGAUUCAUCUUUACAGCAGGAGGAUCUGACUGCACCGUCAUGAAGUGGGAGAUAAACUUAAAUGCUCUGGAGGCAGCAGCUGCUCUGGGAGGAAAAGGCCUGGAGCCUUUUUAUAGUCUUUUAGAGGGAGGCAGAGAUGGCCAUUUCUUCAAGGAAAUGGAGGAGUUUUUCUUUUACUGCCAAAUCAAUCACCAAGGUGUUGACGUGAUGAAGAGACGAGUGGUGUCAGACAAAAUCCCCCUGUCAGAGGUGCCUUCUCUUGUGAGAGCUCUGGGCUAUUACCCUACUGAAAAAGAGAUAGAGGACAUGCAUAAUGAGGUCAAGUUUAGCAGGUGUGCAGAAACGGGAAAAUAUGUGACUGAAAUCAACCUGGAGGAGUUUGUCAAGCUGUACAUCAACCAUCGACCUGCCUUUGGCAUCAGCAUUGACAAAAUCCGUCAAGCUUUCUACAUCCUUGGUGGUCAAACAGGACGGCCUGUUCUGAAGAGGCAUGAGCUGAUAGAAGUUCUGCGGACUCAAGGAGAACGCAUGACUGAAGAGGAGGUGGCACAGUGUUUCACCACACUUCUACAACUCAAUGAAGAGGAAGAAGAGGAGGAGGGAGAAGAAAAAGAAAAGUCUAAACAUGACAUGGGUGGAGAGUAUUUACUGCAGAGUGCGAUCCCUGAUGAGAUAUCCGUGGAGACGUUUACCGAUUACAUCCUGGGUUUCCCAUCCUCUGAAAGAACCAAGCACAUCUUCCCCUCCAAGAGAUGAAAUCAUAAGACUACCUGCUGGUGUAGUAGAGGAUAGGUUGAUAAAGAGCCUCAGAUUCCACAACUUUUGAAAA
Molecule: messenger RNA, 3317 nt
Organism: Cheilinus undulatus (humphead wrasse)
Lineage: Eukaryota; Metazoa; Chordata; Actinopteri; Labriformes; Labridae
Gene: cfap251
Product: cilia and flagella associated protein 251
Exons: 20
Coding region: 389-3244 (951 amino acids)
Cellular component (GO): sperm flagellum
Molecular function (GO): protein binding
Source: RefSeq, a predicted model, not a curated record